AUGCAGCAACUUUGCUCUGACGCUCAGAAGUUCGACGACUUCCCUCAAGACAGGCUGGUCGAGUAUCUCGACGUCAACGCGGAGGACGACGUCAACAUCGCGCUGCACGAGCGCGACAUCAUGCCUGCCACCACCCAUCUCGAGCUGAGAUUUCUCAAAAUCCUCCGCGCCGUCGCCGGGCUGAACCUUUACCCGCACCAGAAUCAAUCGUCGAGGAUCGACCAAGAUGUUCUUACAAGAAGGGGCUGGAAGAACAUUGCCUCGGUCAGAGGGGAUGAUGAGGUGAUGAGCCUCAACAAGGAGACCUUGGCCCAGGAGUGGCAGGCCCCGACCAGGGCCUUCAGGCGCAAGAAUGACGGAAGAACCUCUUCCGGCUACACAGCGCGAUCAUUCCCUCCCGCCGCUGUCACGGCCGCCACCACCUCUGGCACCGCUGUUUCCACCGCUACUGCCACCGACACCGCUGCUGCCGCCAAUGUGCCUCCAGUGUCCCGCUCUGGCGCAGCCAUAGUGUGUCCUCCCGCCGCUGCUGGCGCUGAUGUACAGCUCGUGCCUCAGCCAGCCGAGCCCAGUGUACCCGAACCUGUGCUCGACACACCUUCCGUGCCGUUGCAACACCCGCGAGCUGCAAAAGCUGCCGAUGCCGCAAAUAUCUAG
Molecule: messenger RNA, 657 nt
Organism: Kalmanozyma brasiliensis GHG001
Lineage: Eukaryota; Fungi; Basidiomycota; Ustilaginomycetes; Ustilaginales
Product: RNA polymerase Rpb2, domain 5
Exons: 2
Coding region: 1-657 (218 amino acids)
Biological process (GO): DNA-templated transcription
Source: RefSeq, a predicted model, not a curated record